GGGUCGGCAUUUUAUUGGUAUAUGUCUUGAAAUCUUCCCAACAAUGUACAACUGCAAGGCACUUCAUCAGACACAAGUUUUUGUCAAUCCAUAUCCAAAAAUGCCACGCCAAUAUGAUCUCUCCACUUUCUAACCUCAAACUUAAAAUAAUCUAUAAGCACGUUUGCACCAACACAAUACUCUACAACUUAAUUUCAUUCCAUGCCAUUAACCAUAGCAUUCAGCAUCUAUAAAUACCCCAAACCUCUUCAUAGAAGCCAACAUCAAAUACUACACUAAAUAAAUACACCCUCUAAAGUUUGCUCGAUUCUCUCCUUUAUUAUAUAUUUCGAUAUCCUUAAUACUUCAAGGUGCUGCAUUAAUGGCUGCAUCUUGGUCAUGUUGUUUACUUGUAAUGCUUGUUUUGAUGUCAGUUAUUGAAUCAGAAAGCAGAGUGGCGAGGAAGGAUUUGGGUUUGGACCUUGGUGGGUUAGGAAUUGGCCUUGGAGCAGGAGUAGGUUUGGGAAUUGGAGGUGGUAGCGGUUCUGGAUCCGGAGCUGGAGCAGGUUCUGGCUCUGGUUCUAGUUCUUCUUCAAGUUCAUCGUCAUCUUCGUCUUCUAGUUCUGGUUCGGGGUCCGGGGCAGGCUCUGAAGCAGGCUCGUAUGCAGGAUCUCGAGCUGGAUCAGGAUCAGGCAGAAGUCGUGGUAGAGGUGGUGGUGGAGGAGGAGGUGGAGGAGGCGGCGGCGGUGGUGGUGGAGGCUCUGGGGAGGGCUCCGGUUAUGGUGAAGGUUAUGGUCAUGGUGGUGGUUAUGGGGAAGGUGGUGGUGAUUAAUUAAAGGAAAUGCAUUAAUGAAGUGGUUAAUAAAUAAAAGAAAAUGUUAGAGUGUGUAAUAAAUAAGUAUAGCAGUUGGUGUGUAUCAAAUAAUGAAAACAUGUAAGAUGGAUGAUUGCAUGCAUCAUGUGUGUUUUAUUUUAGUGAAGAAAAAUCAGUUGUGUUUCAAUUUCAACAAGUUUUCUAUUUGCUUUAGAGAUUAAUUCCGAUUUCUACGUGUAAUUUGGCAUAGAUCUAGGUUGAACUAUGAAAUAUUAAAGUUUUAUUUAAUGAAGUGUAAUAAUUUCCACAAUAUUUAAUU
Molecule: messenger RNA, 1112 nt
Organism: Vicia villosa (hairy vetch)
Lineage: Eukaryota; Viridiplantae; Streptophyta; Magnoliopsida; Fabales; Fabaceae
Product: putative glycine-rich cell wall structural protein 1
Exons: 1
Coding region: 362-811 (149 amino acids)
Source: RefSeq, a predicted model, not a curated record